GAGGAAGUUCCCAGGUGUCAGUUCGCUUGCCCGGUCUGUAAAGAUGGCGGCUCUCAGAGCUCUGGGCAGGCUGCGGGCACCUUCAGAGCUUCUCGCCGGCCGGUGGUCGAGGUUGGCACAGCCUGCUCGUGGAAAACAAUGGCAGCCAGAUGUGGAAUGGGCAGAGCAGUAUGCUGGAGCUGUUAUGUAUCCCGAUGCCGUGACCAAGAAGUGGGUCCCGGCACCUUGGAAUGAUAAGGAUCCACCAGUGGAAAAGAAUGUUUCAAACCUCACCAUCAAUUUUGGGCCCCAGCAUCCUGCAGCCCACGGGGUCUUGCGGCUUGUCAUGGAGCUCAGUGGGGAAUCUGUAAAGCGCUGUGAUCCACACAUCGGACUGUUGCACAGAGGCACUGAAAAGCUAAUUGAAUAUAAGACCUACCUCCAGGCUUUGCCAUAUUUUGACCGUUUGGAUUAUGUUUCUAUGAUGUGCAACGAGCAAGCCUUUUCUCUGGCUGUAGAAAAACUUCUGAAUAUCCGUCCUCCACUCCGAGCCCAGUGGAUCAGAGUGCUUUUUGGGGAACUGACCCGCAUUAUGAAUCAUAUUAUGGCUGUCGCUUGUCACGCUUUGGAUGUUGGAGCUAUGACCCCUUUCUUCUGGCUGUUUGAGGAGAGAGAAAAGUUGUUUGAGUUUUACGAGCGAGUUUCUGGAGCCAGAAUGCAUGCAGCUUAUGUACGUCCAGGAGGAGUCCAUCAGGACAUGCCUCUUGGUUUGAUGGAUGAUAUCUAUGAAUUCAUUAAGAACUUUUCCAUCCGAAUUGAUGAACUUGAGGAGAUGCUGACCAACAAUAGGAUUUGGAAAAACCGUACUGUGGAUAUUGGGGUGGUCACGGCUGAGGAUGCCUUGAACUAUGGAUUUAGUGGAGUGAUGCUUCGUGGAUCUGGAAUCCAAUGGGAUUUAAGGAAGUCACAGCCUUACGAUGUGUAUGAUCAGGUGGAGUUUGAUGUACCGAUUGGCUCUCGCGGUGACUGCUAUGACAGGUACCUUUGUCGGGUUGAAGAGAUGCGCCAGUCUCUUCGUAUUAUCCUUCAGUCUCUCAACAAGAUGCCAGAGGGAGAGAUAAAGGUAGAUGAUGCCAAAGUGUCGCCACCAAAGAGGUCAGAGAUGAAGAGAUCCAUGGAAUCCUUGAUACAUCACUUUAAACUUUACACAGAGGGCUACCAGGUGCCGCCAGGAGCCACCUACUCCGCAAUAGAAGCUCCAAAGGGCGAGUUUGGUGUUUACCUUGUGUCUGACGGCAGCAGCCGACCUUACAGAUGUAAAAUUAAAGCCCCUGGAUUUGCUCACUUGGCCGGCCUGGAUAAGAUGUCACAGGGUCACAUGCUUGCUGAUGUUGUAGCAAUUAUAGGAACUCAGGAUAUCGUCUUUGGAGAAGUGGAUCGAUAAGCUUGCCUGGAACCUUGGAAAAGUUGAAGAUGCGGUUAAAGGCUUUGCCUCCAUCCAUUUAAAUGCGUGUUUUGAUGCGACUCCACCAUCCACAGUAAACUCAGCCUGUCUGUGUGUUUAUUUAAAUAUAUAAUUCCACGCUUUGUGCGAAGAAUAAAUGCUCUGAUUUGUCUACGAAA
Messenger RNA from Pelobates fuscus (common spadefoot toad), 1602 nucleotides. RefSeq names its product NADH:ubiquinone oxidoreductase core subunit S2 (gene NDUFS2). The record is from RefSeq and is a predicted model, not a curated record. NCBI's taxonomy places the organism in Eukaryota, Metazoa, Chordata, Amphibia, Anura, Pelobatidae. The transcript is spliced from 14 exons. Gene Ontology annotation, biological process: mitochondrial electron transport, NADH to ubiquinone. Gene Ontology annotation, molecular function: oxidoreductase activity, acting on NAD(P)H; quinone binding; NAD binding. The coding region runs from base 44 to 1423 and encodes 459 amino acids.